Molecule: messenger RNA, 951 nt
Organism: Sphenostylis stenocarpa
Lineage: Eukaryota; Viridiplantae; Streptophyta; Magnoliopsida; Fabales; Fabaceae
Source: the annotation of a GenBank genome assembly
AUGAGAUGUGUCAACCUUAAAAUAUGCCUUCUCAACUUGCUCACCUUGUUCAGUGUUCUUUCCUUGUCCCAUGGAAGACCAAAUCCGGAGUUUCGAGCGAAAGCAGUUAAUCUAGGUGGUUGGUUGGUGACUGAAGGUUGGAUCAAACCUUCUCUCUUUGAUGGCAUUCCAAAUAAGGACUUCUUGGAUGGAAUUGGUCUUCAGUUCAAGUCCGUGACGACGCGAAAAUAUCUUUGCGCUGAGUCCGGAGGAGGAACCGUCAUAGUUGCAAAUCGCACAGCCGCUUCCGGUUGGGAAACAUUUUCAUUGUGGAGGUUAGACGAGAACACUUUCAGAUUCAGGGUGUUCAACAAACAGUUUGUGGGUUUAGAUGGGGUUAAAGUCGUUGCUGUUUCCAAUAUUUCCACUAAUUCUAAGACAUUUCAUGUUGAAAAGGAAAGUGGUAACUCGAACCGUGCAAAGACAGACGAUGUGGUGACUGCUGAUGCAUUAGAGGUCAACGGUUGGGGAGAUGAUGAUCCAUCUGUUCUUCAAGAGAUGGUAUAUAAUCGGAUCCAUAUUGGAUGCAUUGCAGGACCUGCAGAUCCCAGGGAACUCUUCCCUCUCACAAAUGGUUUUAUGCGACCUGUGAUUGAUGUUCACUACUACAACCUCUUCCAAUAUCUAUUCAGUGGCAUGACUGUCCAACAGAACAUUGAUUUCGUCUACAACAAUCGCUCAUCACAGCUCACUCAUGUUACAACUUCAAAUGGCCCUCUUACUUUUGUAGGUGAAUGGGUUGCUGAAUGGCAAGUCAACGGAGCUGCAAAAGAUGAUUAUGAAAGAUUCGGCAGGGCUCAGUUAGACGUUUAUGGGCGAGCAACAUUUGGGUGGGCUUAUUGGGCUUUCGAAAACGUCAACAACCACUGGAGUUUGGAGUGGAUGAUCAACAAUGGUUACAUCAAGUUGUAG